This is a messenger RNA of Eruca vesicaria subsp. sativa (arugula), 573 nucleotides long. The record is from the annotation of a GenBank genome assembly. NCBI's taxonomy places the organism in Eukaryota, Viridiplantae, Streptophyta, Magnoliopsida, Brassicales, Brassicaceae.
AUGAAGGCUUCAGUCAAAGGCAAGUAUGAUGGCGACAAGAGCACCGGAGUUGGCUCACUCUCCUUCAACGCCGGAGAUUUUAAGCUACGCGUCACCAUGACCGAUGCUACCCUCGUCACUGGUCCUACCUUGAACGGCCUCUCUGUCGCCGCGGAGAAGCCUGGUUUCUUUAUGGUCGAGUAUAACGUCCCUAAGAAAGAUGUUAGGUUUCAGUUCAUGAACAAAGUGAGGAUUGCUGAGAAGCCAUUGAAUCUGACUUACAUUCAUAGCAGAGCUGAUCACAGAACAGUAGUCGAUGGGAGACUUUUGAUUGAUCCUGCUAACAAACUCUCGGUUAAUCACAUGGUAGGAACAAACAACUGUAAGCUUAUGUAUACUUAUGCUGAGGGGAAGAUUGCUACGUUCGAGCCGUGCUACGACUUUGCCAAAAACGCCUGGGAUUUUGCGGUUUCUCGGAGAGUUUAUGGUGAUGAUGUUCUCAAGGCUACUUUCAGACCUCUAGUAGGUUGCUUGGUAUGGAGUGGUCAAGGACCUCCAAAUCAAUUGGAUCUUUCAAGGUAUGUACGUCUAUGA